Molecule: messenger RNA, 7744 nt
Organism: Drosophila erecta
Lineage: Eukaryota; Metazoa; Arthropoda; Insecta; Diptera; Drosophilidae
Gene: Mgtor
Product: nucleoprotein TPR
Exons: 5
Coding region: 166-7209 (2347 amino acids)
Biological process (GO): protein import into nucleus; mRNA export from nucleus
Cellular component (GO): nuclear pore
Molecular function (GO): structural constituent of nuclear pore
Source: RefSeq, a predicted model, not a curated record
GAAAAAUAUCGAUUCCGUUCCAUCACUACUAAAUCGACGGUCACUUCGUUUUUCGCGUCUCGAGAGCCGCUGAGUGCAAACUUUGCAAAAAAUUUAACAUAUAUUGUAUACUUCGCACCGCUCCACAUAAAUUGUACCACUGCUUGACAAGGAUCAACUGCGAAAAUGGAUCUCAGCGGUCCACAAAUUCUGAGCAACAUACUUCAGCCAGAGGAGUUGAAACUCGUGCCUGAAGACAUCGGGAAGAAAUUGUCGGCGUACAUUAACAAUUUUUCAGAUGAGUACUGCAAGAACCGAGCGGCCGCCAAUCGGUUGGCCGAAACUGAGCAAAAAAACGAAGAGCUGGAGAACAAAAUGGAGGACUAUCUAGCCAAAUUUAACAAUUUUGAGUUAAAUGUAACCGAGCUGCGCACCCAGCUAGAUCAGGUAUCCUCGGAACGAGUUCACCUCGUGGACACGAUCGCUAGCUACGAGCAGAAUGUAACUCAGUUGCGCAAGGAGAAGGUCUCAGCAGUUGAGGAACGAGAUUCGCUGAUGAAGGUAAUCGAGCGCCAACAGGCGGAGCUGGAGCGCUUGAAGCAGGAUCUGCACACCUACCAGCAGCAGCUAAGCAACGCGAUUUCCGCCAAAUGCGAAGCCAUUGCUCGCGUGGACGAGAUUCAGAGCAAGGAAGUGGCUCUGGAGCUCAAGGAGAGCCGCAUGGAGAGCGAGCGCGAUAUGCUGCACAAGGAGAUUUCGUUAAUCAGCGGAGAUCUCAGCAGAACCAACGCCGAGUUGCAGAACAUCCGGCGGGAGCACUCACUAAACACCAUGCAGCUAGAGUCACGCCUUAAUGAAAAGACCGAUUCCCUACAUCUGAUGCAGGAGCAGUAUGAACAGGCCGUCAAGACCAUCGAGGAAUUAUACCGUAAGGUUGAAUCCCAAAACGACGUCACCUACAAGCAGAACCAGGCCACGGAAGAGUAUGUGCAGAUACUGAAAAAAGAGCUUGAUGCCAAGGAGAAGCUGAUUGAAAUCUUCAAGAGCACCGAAUCGGAUCAUAUGGUCCAGCAGGAGGAACUCUUGCAAGGCAUCUCGGAAAUGAAGCGUAUACUAGAGGAGGCUGAGAAGCAGUGUGCCCAGUUGGAGGAGCAAAUGGAAACCCUGAAGCAGAAGCACACAGCUGAGUUGGAGGAGCAAAAUCAGAAGAUUCAGAAUAUGCAACGGGAGCUAGCCAGUGCCAACGACUUGCUGAAAGAGGCCCAAGCAAGUAAUUUAGAAAGCGCCAUAUGUAAGUUGGCCCCCAGUGCGGCCGUGGCCAGUCGCCUUAUGCGCUGCGAUCUGUCGCUUACAGAACUUUACUCCAUGUACGCCAAAAACAGCGAAGAACUGGAGAUGCGCAACCGUGAAAUUGAGCAGUUGAAGCUGCAGGUCAAGGCGAUCCUUGCUGAGAUCUCAGAGACUGCCCCGAUUUUGGAAAAACAGAACUCCGAUUACCAUAAAAUAAAGGAGACCAACAGUGAGCUCUUGCGGCAGCAUGAAGAAUUAUUAGAACAGAAGAUCAACAUUGAGCACGAAUUGGACAGGACCAUAACCACCCUUAGUCACACCCAAAAGGAGAAUAAGAAACUGAAACAGACGCACAGCGAUCUCAGCCGACAGGUGUGCAUGCUGCUGGACGAAUUAAACUGCAUUAGGGCUGGAGUGAAUCCAGUACGUAACCAACCAACUCGUCAGGCAACCACCAGCGAAAGUGUAAUCAACGAUAACUUGGUAACUUUCAGUUCUAUUGAAGAGUUGGUGGAAAGAAAUUCAUACCUCCUCAAAAUGUCCAGGGACCUCGCAGAAAUGUUAGAGGCUAGCGAACAGAACCAAGACAAGUUCUUGCUGGAGCAGUCUGAGAAGAAGAUAACUAAGCUCAAUGCGCGUUUUGUGGAAAUGGAAGAACUAUUAACGCAAAAGAACAAUACGGUUACUACAUUGCUAUCCAAGUGCGAACGCUACAAGAAGUUCUACUUCGCGGCUCAAGAGAAGCUUGGUCAGAAGACUGUGGAUCUGGACGACUCCAAUCUGGAGCUUAACGACUCUGUACUUGAAACUUCAACGCAGUCGGCAGCCAAGGUUGAGGAGAACAGCAAACUGGAAAAGAGGCUGCAACAGCUGGAGCAGCAGUUAGAAGAGGAGGUCAAGAAGUACGCAUCCCUGAAAGAGAACUACGACUAUUACACUAGCGAAAAGCGUAAAAACGACGCACUGGCCCAAGAACAGUUCGACUCUAUGCGUAAGGAAGUGCGGGAGUUAACCAGCUGCAACUGCAAGCUGAUGAACGCCACUGAGUUCCAGAAAGAGCAAAUCGAACUACUUCACAAAAAUAUAGGCACCUACAAGCAGCAGGUGGCUACAUUGGAAGAGCGUACCAAGAACUACGAGAAGACCAUUAUUAAACACGAGCAAACCGUACAUUUGCUCAAGGAUGAAGUUAUGGCCGCCCACCGUAAGCACGCAGAGGCCGAUUCAGAGGCUCACAGCCUACGUCAAGAGAACCGCAUUCUCAGGGACACUUCUGCUCGACUGCAGAUCGAGAAGGAGACUUAUCACCGGGAGCAACAGAGUCAGUCACUGCUUCUAAACAGUUUGGAAUUCAUCAAGACGAACCUUGAGCGAUCUGAGAUGGAGGGCCGUCAGCGUUUAGAGCAGCGCUUAGAUGACACUGUGCGGGAAAUGGCUGCUCAGCGUCGUCACUUCCAGGAGGAGGAGGAGAAGUUCCGGGAAUCAAUUAACGAGUUUAAGCGGCAGGCGGAGACGGCCAUCAAGUUAAAAGAUGAAGAGAAGCAACAGGCAGAGAAGUGGCAAGCGGAGCUAAUCAGUGUCCGCGAAGAACUUGCUCAGAAGGUCAACCAAGUCAAUGAAUUAAGCAAAAAACUUCAGGAAAGCCUGACACCCUCACUAAAUGAGAAUCCCAUCACUGCAGCAAAUAAACGAGCCCGGGAGUUCGAGCUUAAGCUCGACCAGGCCACGGUGGAGAUCGAGUCACUCACUAAGGAGCUGGCAAAGGCUCGUGAGCAUGGUGAGCAGUUCUACAAGAUGUCGCAAAGUUCCGAAAGUGAGAUUAAGCGUCUGCACGAUCUUCACGCCGAGUUGGUGGCCAAGCAGGAGGAGGAAAUAAAGAAGCUUCAAAGUUCAGAGGCUGAACUAAAGACCCGUAUAAGCGAUUUGGAAGCGGAGGCCAUGUUGUCCAAUGUUACCGAGCAGAGCAAGACUGUCAACCAGUCGGGUCAGUUGAAGUCAGCCCAGGAGGAACUAAAGAGCUUGCUGGAGAAGCUUACGGAAGCUAAUAGCAACAUUCGAACGCUGCGUACCGAAAACACCAACCUAGCUGAAUCUCUUAGUGCUGUGGAGGUGAAGUAUGCUAACGGAAUGGUACAACAUUCUGCGGAUAUUCAGGAGCUAACCCGUUACAAGGCCGAAUUCUUCAAAGCCAACGACGAACUCAGCCAAUUAAAGUCCGGUCGGGAAUCAUUGCAAGCCGCUUACGAUGAACUUCUGCGUUCGAAUGCCGAGGCUCAAAAGCUGCUGGAUAAGGAGAGGGAGGAGUCAGAUAAGCGAGUGGCUGAUUUGCAUGCAUUGAACGCCCAUUUGCAUGAUCAAAUCGAAGCACUGGCUUCGAAGCUGGCUGUUCUGGCCAGCCAUAGCCAAAACCCGAACUCUUCCUUGAAUGACUCUGCAAUGGAUGCAGAUCAGAGCCUGAAUGCUUCUGGACUUGCCGCUGGCGAAGAGGGAAGGAACAACGAACAGCUACUAAAGAUCAUAAAGUUUUUGCGCAAGGAGAAGGAUCUGUUCGCUGCCAAGCUGGACAUUCUCAAGGCGGAAAAUGCUCGUCUGAUUUCGGAGCACGCCAUUCAACAAAAGAAGGUUGACGAACUGAACGGCUAUCUAAACCAAGAGCGCGCAAAGAGCCAGACAGACGUGGUGUCGGCCAACAAACACGAGGAGGUGCUACGCAAGAUUGAAACUCUGAAUGCCAUCACCGACAGCAACCGCAUUUUGCGAGAGGAGCGUAAUGCUUUAACUCUUCGCGUCGCCGAGCUCACCGAUCGUAUCAGCAGCGUGGAAAAGGAACUGUUCCCGCUGCAGUGCAGCAACAAGGAACUGACAUCUAAGAUCGAGGAGAUUAAUGUGGAGAACACCUCGCUCCGCACCGAGGCAAUCAAGUGGCGACAGCGUGCCAAUGCACUGGUGGAGAAGAGCAAUCGCAACCCUGAGGAGUUCAAGCGUCUUCAGGCUGAGCGCGAGCACCUGGCUAAGUUACUAACCACCGAGAAAGAGAUAAACAAGAAGCAAUCGGAUGAGCUGGCUGUGCUGAAGCAGCGUAUGGAUACAGAGAUCCCAACGCUAAACAAACACGUCCAACUUCUCGACGAGGCGCGCAAGAAGCAAGUUGACGAAUUCACUAAUCUCAAGCAAAAUAACACGCGCCAGACGCAGGAUAUCAUGGAAUUGAAGAAUCGACUACUGCAGAAGGAAGAAGAGCUGUUAAAGGCCAACGAGGAGUUGGAGACGAAGGACAAGACCAUAGCGGAUAAGGACACCAAGGAACUGCAGCUUCGUAAACUUGCCAAACGCUACAAGGACUUCUAUAUGGGUCUUCAAGCUCAAGGCGGUGGAGCCGAGUCCGUAGCGGAACUUGAGAAGGUUCGCAGCGAGCUGGAGGAGGUUAAUAAUCAACUACGGGCGCUGAAAGAUGAGCACGAAAAGAUUACCAAAGAGUGUGAUGAGCUGAAGAAGCGCACAGAACCAGAGACGGAUGCCAAUGCCGUUCGACAGGAUUAUAAGGCCAAGUUGGACAAACUAGUAGUGGACCUUACCGUGGCUCGUACUGAAUUAGCCAACCAGGAGACUACUUUUGCCGGCACCAAAUCCUCAUACGACGAGACAAUUGGCCGUUUAGAGAAAGAGCUGCAGGAGAACAUAGCCGCCAAUAAGGACAUUAACCAGCGGCUCACCCGUGAGAACGAAUCGCUUCACAUGCGAAUUAACCAGCUUACCCGUCAGCUGGGAUCUCAGCAGUCAACCAAGCCCUCGACCAGCUCGGUUGCCGAGAAGGGCAAUAUCUCGGAGAGCUCUCCACGCACUGCCAACGUGAAGCCAAUGUCUGGUUCGGCGACGGUGCAACAAUCGGCCACCGUUACCCCCUGGCGUGGAGGGGAGACUCCUUUGGCCAGCAUACGACCCAUUUCGGUGCAAAACAGCCGCACGGCCGCCAUUCUGCCCACGAGUCAACAGCCCCCGGCAGGAUCCAGUACGUCCAGCUCCUCAUCAUCCUCGUCUUCAUCCACUUCCACAACAUCCGCUGCUGCUAGCGGCGGCAGCUCGGCAGUAGCCCAAACCGCUUUGGUUCCACCACAGCAACAGGUUCACACCACUGGAAGUGCUGCCCUGGAGUCGAUGGCCUCCUCCUCACCCACGUCCUCACAUACCGAUUACAUGCCGUCCACUAGCUCUGCAUCUGUUGCCGUCGCUGCUAUUCCACCGAUGGGUGCCUCAUCUGCUGCCGAAAGUUCCCAGGAGGCGGAAAGUAUCCAGCACCCGCAGCAGAACGAUUCGCAGUUGUUUGUAGGAGGAGCCCAACAGCAAGUUGUUGCCCUUGUGUCGCCGCGCGUGGAAGGGUCAUCUUCUUCAUCCAGUUCUACGUCUGUUCCGACUGCCACUGCGCCCAAUGUCCAGGAUGGCGGAAGUCAGAGCCAGCAACCCAGCACUUCUGGCAGCAGUAGCAGCUCUUCCACAGUGGUGAGUAGCCAUAGCAGGCACACCCCAUCCAGCAGCAAUGUGACAACCACCCAGGCUGGCUGCUCAUCUCAAGGUAUUAAGCGACCGCGCGACAUUGAGGGUGACUCCUCCACCACCAACGAGGAGGGUGGUCCCGACAAAAUGUCAAAAAUGACUAAGAGACUUCGCGGCCCCAUGCACAGCGGAGAGCUGUCCGCCGGCCACAUUGGUGAUUCCGGAAUGGAUGUCGAUCAAAUGCCAACCUCCUCGCAACGCGAUCAGGAGGAUGACAUUCAAGUGGUUGACUCAGACGACGAAGAGGAUGUUCUGGCCGAUGCCGACGAUGGUCCCAUUGACGGAGGCGAAGCCGAACAGGAGGGUUACGAGGAUUCGUAUGAGCAGGACAACGAGAUGGAUGACAACGAAGGUGGUGACGAUGACAACGAUAUGGCUGUGGAUGCCCAAGACAACAACGAGGUUGACAUUGAAGAAGUGCCGGAGCAGCACAUGCAGACUCAGGAAGAGAGUCAAUCGCUAGACAACCAGGCAAUCGCAACCGCAUCCGCUUCCACUCAGGAGAACAACCAGAGUCAGGCCAUCACCAGUGGCAGUGGAGAGUCCUCGAACCCGGUGAGUCUGCCGCAAGCUGAGGCCUCCAACUGGAAGCAGGCAGCCGCCUCAACAUCCACAGCAGCCGCCCGACGCAGCGAAAGCUCAGUGGAGAUCGUGAGUUCACCUCAAGUCUCGAAUUUUAGUGAGCAGCCUGCCCGCUUGGAGACCGCUGAAGUCGAUGGCACUGCCGAGGUGGCCGAUGGUGCGGCCCAUGAAAGCGCUGGACCCAGCGAUACGGGAGCUGCCACAGCCAGUUCUCCACAAAAACAGAGCGAGGCAGGGGAGAGCAGCGGAAGCGACGCCCUCAAAGCGGCUGACGAGGGUGAUCAUGCUGGAGGAGCAGAAAACGUCAGCGAAGCGGAUGAAGCAUUCGCCGAGGAGACAAUGGCUACUGGCCAAGGAGAAGACUCUCAGCCACUAGGAAAUGAUAAUCCAAAUGUGGGCACUAGCCAAUCUGAGGUGUCCCACAACCAAGCCAAUCUUGCCGAGGCCAACCCCACUGAGGACAACGAGGGAGCCGACGGCGUCUCAUCCGAGGGGGAGAAGCAGGCGGUGGGUGUUGAGGAGGAGGGUCGGGAGGCGGAGGCCACUUCGCCGUCGGAGAAUACGCGAUUUCGCACGCUGCGUAGUGCGGUGCCCACGCGACGAGGACAUCGCGCCAUGAGGGGAGGCAGCCCCAACAACCAAAACCGGCCGCAGCGGAUCGUCUGGCAGCGGGACACGUCGCCAGGAAACAUGCAGCAAAACCAGAUGGCGGCCAACAAUAAUCGUUUUGCGCAACGGGCUCGCAGCCGGCGUCCUAUUCGUCGUCCUUCCCCGAACAACUUCAACAGCGGAGGACGAUUCCCCUAGGGCGAGGAGUUCGAGGGACCCCCAGACGAAAGUCCGCUGUAGGCUGACUAUAAUCAUGGCGUUAACUGGGCUAGAAAUAAGUCUCCUCGCAUUUAAUAACGAUUAGUCUAAGUCCACAACUAAGCCACAACCAGUUUAUUACUGAACAUUCUACAGCUUGCGAGUACUGAUUUUCUGCAGUUGCCAAGACGCUUCUUGUACAUUAACUACUAAUAAAUAUUAAUAAACUAUGUGUGUAAUUUGGUCAAUAUUUGAUGGUCCUAUCUGGUCAAGCACUACAAACUGGUGUUUUCCCAGCACUCUGGACUCAGUGGCUUACUGAGACGGAACUACAAAGUGGUUUACUCCUUGCAUAAGUUGUGGCUCAGUUUAGUAAUGUUAAGAAAUAAUGUCCCCGCUUCAAACAAUAUUUUUGUCUUUAAAGUAAUUUAAAGAUGUUCCACUUCUGAUAUUCAAAUAUAUGUAAAAGAUAAUUAUUUAUAUUACUGUACUCAGCUAUUCGAUAAUUAAAUUCGAUAAUGUAGGAUUUGAAAUG